AAUAAAAUUUUAUCACUUAUAUAAAAAUUAUUACAUAUUCAUCUUGAGGUAUAAUUUUAAAUAAGCAGUCCCAAGUACAUUAUUACGGAUCUUGUAAAGUCCGAUGUCUAGUGCUGAAGUGGCGGAGAGUUCUAUUGAUCCCCCAAAUAAAAAACGACGUAUUGCCAAUACGGCAGGAGGUGUUGAAAACCUCUUAAAUAUCGCAGGCAUGGCAAAGAAUGGUUCCAAAACUAAUCAAGUUAAUUCAGACAUUGAUGAGGGACUUUAUUCGCGUCAGUUAUAUGUUCUGGGCCAUGAUGCUAUGCGUCGUAUGGCAAGUUCAGAUGUUCUUAUUUCAGGGCUUGGUGGAUUAGGUGUUGAGAUAUCUAAAAAUGUCAUACUUGGUGGAGUAAAAUCAGUUACUUUACAUGAUAAUGUUAUUUGUCAAGUAAAUGAUUUAGGAUCCCAAUUUUACUUGAGUAAAGAUGAUAUUGGAAAAAAUCGUGCUAAAGCAUGUUAUCAACGGUUAUCAGAAUUAAAUAAUUAUGUACCAACAAAAUAUUAUUCUGGGGUAUUAACAGAUGAAUUUUUAAAGAAAUUUAGUGUCAUUGUUAUUACUGAAACAUCGUUAAAAGAACAACUACGCAUUGCUGAAAUCACUCGAAAAAAUAAUAUUGCCCUUAUCAUUGGAGAUACAAGAGGCCUCUUUUCUCAAAUAUUUUGUGAUUUUGGAGAUAACUUUUCAGUAAUUGAUACAACUGGGGAAUCACCUGUUAAUGCUAUGAUAGCCAGUAUUUCACGAGAUAAUCAAGGUAUUGUGACAUGUCUUGAUGAUACACGUCAUGGAAUGGAAGAUGGUGAUUAUGUAACAUUUUCUGAAAUACAAGGUAUGAUUGAAUUGAAUGGCCGUCCACCAAGUAAAAUUAAAGUUCUCGGACCUUACACAUUUAGUAUCGGAGAUACAUCAACUUAUUCUGAAUAUACUCAAGGAGGUAUAGUAACUCAAGUAAAAAUUCCAAAAACAUUAAAAUUUCACGCAUUUGAUGAAGCACUUACACAUCCAGAAAUUGUCAUCUCUGAUUAUGGAAAAUUUGAGUAUCCACAACAAUUACACUUGGCUUUCCUUACUUUACAUCAUUUUGUUGAAAAGAAUAACCAAUUACCUAGAGCUUGGAAUGAUAAUGAUUUUCAGGAAUUUUUACAAUUAGCAAACAUUAUACAUGACAAAUAUAAUUUUAAUUUUGGCUUACAAGAAGAACUUCUCUCUUUGUUUUGUAAAACAUCUAGUGGUCAGUUUAGUCCAAUGAAUGCAGUUGUAGGAGGUAUUAUUGCUCAAGAAGUUAUGAAAGCUUGUUCAGGAAAAUUUCAUCCAAUAUAUCAAUGGUUAUAUUUUGACGCUGUUGAAUGUUUACCAAAAAAUAAUUCUGCAAUUAAUGAAGAAAAUUAUCAACCGAUUGGAUCUCGUUAUGACUGUUUAAUUUCUAUAUUUGGGACAGAGUUUCAAAGUAAAUUGGCAAAUUUAAAGUAUUUUAUAGUUGGGGCUGGUGCUAUUGGAUGUGAACUACUUAAAAAUUUUGCCAUGCUUGGAAUUGCAGCAAAAGAUGGAUGUAUUACAGUUACUGAUAUGGAUUUUAUAGAAAAAUCAAAUCUUAAUCGGCAGUUUCUAUUUAGACCUUCUGAUGUUCAAAAAUCGAAAUCUUCAACAGCAGCUAGAGCUAUAAAGAAAAUGAAUUCUGAAAUUAAAAUAUGUGCUCACGAAAAUCGCGUUGGUCCAGAAACAGAAAAGAUCUAUAAUGAUGACUUUUUUAAAUCUUUAGAUGGAGUAGCAAAUGCACUCGAUAAUGUUGAUGCACGAAUUUAUGUAGAUCGUCGUUGUGUCUAUUACCGCAAACCACUUCUUGAAUCUGGUACUUUAGGAACUAAGGGAAAUACUCAAGUAGUGGUACCAUUUUUAACCGAAUCUUAUAGUUCUUCGCAAGAUCCACCUGAAAAAAGUAUACCUAUAUGUACUUUAAAAAAUUUUCCAAAUGCUAUAGAACAUACUCUUCAAUGGGCUAGAGAUACUUUUGAAGGACUAUUUAAACAGUGUGCUGAAAAUGCUGCUCAAUAUAUCAGUGAUCCGCAUUUUAUUGAAAGAACUCUAAAAUUACCAGGAGUACAACCAUUAGAAGUUUUAGAAUCAGUUAAAACAGCUUUGGUAGAUGAAAGGCCUAAGACAUUUGAAGAAUGUCUUGUGUGGGCUCGAUGUCAUUGGCAAGAUCAAUAUAAUAAUCAAAUAAGACAACUUUUGUUUAAUUUUCCACCUGAGCAAAUAACAUCAAGUGGUCAACCAUUUUGGUCUGGACCAAAGCGUUGUCCAAUUCCCUUAGAUUUUGACAUAAAUAAUGCACUCCAUAUGGAUUAUAUUAUUGCUGCAGCUAAUUUAAAAUCAGCUGUGUAUGGAGUACCUGUUAAUAAAAAUCGUGAAGAAAUCAUUAAAAUUAUAUCUGUUGUUGAAGUACCAGAGUUUACUCCAAAAUCAGGUGUUAAAAUAGCUGAAACAGAUUCCCAAGUUCAAGUUUCAAAUGGAAAUGGAAAUAUUGAUCAUGAACGAUUAAGUCAACUCCAGGCUGAUCUACCAAAAGUAGAAGAAUUGAAAGGUCUUAGUAUUAAUCCACAAGAAUUUGAGAAAGAUGAUGACAAGAACUUCCAUAUAGAUUUUAUAGUAGCUGCUUCAAAUCUUAGAGCUGCGAAUUAUAGAAUUCAAGCAGCUGACAGACAUAAAAGUAAAUUAAUUGCUGGGAAAAUUAUUCCUGCUAUAGCAACGACUACUAGUGUUGUAGCUGGUUUAAUAUGUUUUGAAUUAGUAAAAUUAGCACAAGGUUUCACAGAUCUAUCUUUAUAUAAAAAUGGAUUUAUUAAUCUUGCUCUACCAUUUUUUGGGUUUUCUGAACCUAUAGCAGCGCCAAAAUUAAAAUAUUAUGAUAAAGAAUGGACUUUAUGGGACAGGUUUGAAGUUCAGGGAGAAAUGAAUUUAAAAGAAUUUCUAGAAUAUUUCAAACAGAAGCAUAAUUUAGAAGUUACAAUGCUCUCUCAAGGAGUUUGCAUGCUUUAUUCAUUUUUUAUGGCUAAACAAAAAUGUCAAGAACGAAUGAACUUAUCAAUGUCAGAAGUAGUAAAAAAAGUUUCGAAAAAAAAACUUGAACCUCAUGUACGUGCUCUUGUUUUUGAACUAUGCUGUAAUGAUGUAGAUGGAAAUGAUGUCGAAGUCCCCUAUGUCCGAUAUACAUUAAAUUAAAUAUAAAUUAAUUCUCUUACUAAUAAAAUUUUAAUACUAA
Molecule: messenger RNA, 3296 nt
Organism: Ceratosolen solmsi marchali
Lineage: Eukaryota; Metazoa; Arthropoda; Insecta; Hymenoptera; Agaonidae
Gene: Uba1
Product: ubiquitin-like activating enzyme 1
Exons: 3
Coding region: 104-3256 (1050 amino acids)
Biological process (GO): protein sumoylation
Cellular component (GO): cytoplasm; SUMO activating enzyme complex
Molecular function (GO): SUMO activating enzyme activity
Source: RefSeq, a predicted model, not a curated record